GGGCACGUCGACGCCGGCGCCGCGCAGCCGGGCCAGCUCCUCCUCCGCUCCGCCAGUGUCCGGCCGCGGGCCGGCCUUAGUGACUGGGGCGGCGGGCCCCGGGGCCGCGGCGUGGGGCGGGCAGGCGGACGCCGGCCGCGGGCUGCCUUCGUCGGCUCCCAAGCUCGCCCGGAGCGAGCAGCCGCCCGCGAGCCGCCGCGGAGCCUCCUCGCCCGCUCCCGCCGGUGAGCAAGAUGAUGUGCGAGGUGAUGCCGACCAUCAGCGAAGCAGAAGGCCCCCCUGGAGGAGGUGGGAGCCAUGGUUCCAGCUCCCCUUCGCAGCCAGACGCGGAUUCACAUUUUGAACAGUUGAUGGUCUCCAUGUUGGAAGAAAGGGACCGCCUUCUUGACACACUGAGAGAGACUCAAGAAACACUGGCCUUAACCCAGGGGAAGUUACACGAGGUUGGUCAUGAAAGAGAUUCCUUGCAGAGACAGCUCAACACGGCACUUCCACAGGAGUUUGCGGCACUUACUAAGGAACUCAAUGUGUGCAGGGAACAGCUUCUUGAAAGGGAAGAAGAAAUUGCUGAACUGAAAGCAGAAAGGAAUAACACCAGGCUGCUGUUAGAGCAUUUGGAAUGCCUCGUCUCCAGGCAUGAGCGGUCUCUUAGGAUGACCGUGGUGAAGAGACAAGCGCAGUCCCCAGCAGGCGUGUCCAGCGAAGUGGAAGUGCUGAAAGCACUGAAGUCCUUAUUUGAACACCACAAAGCUCUGGAUGAAAAGGUGAGAGAGCGAUUACGAGUAGCACUUGAAAGAUGUAGUUUGUUAGAAGAGGAAUUAGGUGCCACACACAAAGAGCUAAUGAUUCUUAAAGAACAGAAUAGUCAGAAAAAAACACUAACAGAUGGAGUGCUGGACAUAAACCACGAACAAGAAAAUACACCAAGCACGAAUGGAAAGAGAUCUUCUGAUGGUUCUUUAAGCCAUGAGGAAGACCUUGCUAAAGUAAUUGAGCUCCAAGAAAUCAUAAGUAAGCAGUCAAGGGAACAGAGCCAAAUGAAAGAACGCCUGGCUUCCCUCUCCAGUCACGUGUCAGAGCUGGAAGAGGAUCUGGACACUGCUAGAAAAGAUCUCAUCAAAUCUGAAGAAAUGAACACAAAAUUGCAACGAGAUGUCCGUGAAGCCAUGGCCCAAAAGGAAGACAUGGAAGAGAGAAUCACUACUCUUGAAAAACGCUACCUCGCUGCACAGCGUGAAGCCACAUCUGUGCAUGACCUCAAUGAUAAACUUGAAAAUGAAAUUGCAAAUAAAGAUUCUAUGCAUCGACAGACUGAAGAUAAAAACCGCCAGUUACAGGAGCGCUUGGAAUUGGCAGAGCAAAAGCUGCAGCAGACACUGAGGAAGGCAGAGACGCUCCCUGAGGUGGAGGCGGAGCUGGCCCAGAGGGUGGCAGCGCUUUCCAAGGCUGAAGAGAGACACGGCAACAUUGAAGAAAGGUUACGGCAGAUGGAAGCACAGUUGGAGGAGAAGAAUCAAGAACUGCAGCGGGCAAGGCAAAGAGAAAAAAUGAACGAAGAACAUAAUAAACGUUUAUCAGACACUGUUGACAAGCUACUUUCAGAAUCUAAUGAGAGGCUUCAACUUCAUCUUAAAGAGAGAAUGGCUGCUUUGGAAGAUAAGAAUUCUCUAUUAAGAGAAGUUGAAAAUGCAAAAAAACAAUUGGAAGAAACACAACACGAUAAGGAUCAGCUUGUCCUGAACAUUGAAGCACUGAGAGCUGAACUAGACCAGAUGAGGCUAAGAGGUGCUUCACUUCAUCAUGGCCGACCCCACUUGGGCAGUGUCCCAGAUUUCAGGUUCCCCAUGGCAGACGGCCACACAGACUCCUACAGCACCAGUGCAGUGCUGCGGCGCCCGCAGAAAGGCCGUCUGGCAGCCCUGCGAGAUGAGCCUUCCAAGGUACAGACUCUUAAUGAGCAGGAUUGGGAACGUGCCCAGCAAGCUAGUGUCUUGGCAAAUGUAGCACAAGCAUUCGAGAGUGAUGCUGACGUGUCUGAUGGUGAAGAUGACAGGGACACUCUCCUCAGCUCAGUUGACCUGCUGUCGCCCAGCGGCCAGGCCGACGCGCACACGCUAGCCAUGAUGCUUCAGGAGCAGCUGGACGCCAUCAACAAAGAGAUCAGGUUGAUUCAGGAAGAAAAAGAAAACACAGAGCAGCGGGCAGAGGAGAUUGAAAGUCGAGUUGGCAGCGGAAGUCUAGACAAUCUUGGUCGUUUUAGAUCAAUGAGCUCCAUUCCCCCCUACCCUGCUUCCUCACUUGCUAGCUCCUCCCCUCCGGGCAGUGGGCGCUCCACCCCACGAAGGAUCCCUCACAGCCCAGCCCGGGAAGUGGACAGACUGGGCGUCAUGACCCUUCCAUCUCCAGAUUCAUUUUUAAUCCAGACCUCAGGUCCCCAUCAGUCUGUAGUUUACUCAUCCACCUCCCCUCCCAGUUCCAUCCCAUGCUAUAGCGAUUCUUCACAGCAUGCUCAGCCUAGUGAUUUAAGGAAACAUCGUAGAAAGUUGCCACCUUCCAGAGAAGAGGUACGAGAUGACAAGACAACCAUAAAGUGUGAAACCUCCCCGCCUUCCUCCCCGAGAGCCCUUCGGUUAGACCGGCUGCACAAAGGGGCGCUGCACACCGUCAGCCACGAGGACAUCAGGGACCUAAGGAACUCCACAGGCUCCCAGGAUGGUCCCGUGAGCAAUCCCAGCAGUAGCAACAGUAGCCAGGACUCGCUCCACAAAGCCCCAAAGAAGAAAGGCAUUAAGUCCUCCAUUGGCCGCUUGUUUGGCAAGAAAGAAAAGGGCCGACCUGGACAAACCGGCAAAGAAGCAUUAGGACAAGCUGGCGUUUCCGAGACAGAUAAUUCAUCUCAGGAUGCCUUGGGACUUAGCAAAUUGGGAGGACAGGCUGAAAAAAAUCGUAAACUUCAAAAAAAGCAUGAAUUGCUGGAGGAAGCCCGGAGACAAGGUUUACCUUUUGCCCAAUGGGACGGGCCAACGGUUGUGGUCUGGCUGGAGCUCUGGGUUGGGAUGCCAGCCUGGUAUGUGGCUGCGUGCCGAGCAAAUGUGAAAAGCGGGGCCAUCAUGUCGGCCCUGUCCGACACGGAGAUCCAGCGUGAGAUCGGCAUCAGCAACCCCCUGCACAGACUGAAGCUGAGGCUGGCCAUCCAGGAGAUCAUGUCGCUGACCAGCCCGUCCGCCCCACCCACGUCUAGAACGACCACAGGAAAUGUCUGGUUAACACACGAAGAGAUGGAAACGCUCGCAGCCACGCCGCAAACGGAAGAUGAGGAGGGAAGCUGGGCUCAGACACUCGCCUAUGGGGACAUGAACCAUGAGUGGAUCGGCAACGAGUGGCUCCCCAGCCUGGGCCUACCCCAGUACCGUAGCUACUUCAUGGAGUGCCUUGUAGACGCCAGGAUGCUGGACCACUUGACCAAGAAAGACCUUCGAGGGCAGCUGAAAAUGGUCGACAGUUUUCACAGAAACAGUUUCCAGUGUGGAAUUAUGUGCCUGAGAAGGUUAAAUUAUGACCGGAAAGAACUGGAAAGAAAAAGAGAAGAAAGUCAGAGUGAAAUAAAAGACGUGCUUGUUUGGAGCAAUGAUCGAGUGAUUCGCUGGAUCCUAUCAAUUGGCCUUAAAGAAUAUGCAAACAAUCUUAUAGAGAGUGGUGUUCACGGAGCACUUCUGGCCUUAGACGAAACCUUCGACUUCAGUGCACUGGCACUGCUAUUACAGAUCCCAACGCAAAACACACAGGCUCGUGCUGUCUUGGAAAGAGAAUUUAACAACCUUUUGGUCAUGGGGACUGAUAGAAGGUUUGAUGAAGAUGAUGAUAAAAGCUUUAGGAGAGCACCUUCAUGGAGAAAAAAGUUUAGACCAAAGGACAUUCGCGGCUUAGCUGCUGGGUCAGCAGAGACUCUCCCUGCAAACUUCCGGGUCACUUCUUCUAUGUCUUCCCCCUCAAUGCAGCCAAAGAAGAUGCAGAUGGACGGCAGCUCCCCUCAGGUCCCUCCGUAGGCGCUGCUGUAGUUGUGAAGAUGUGUGUCUACUUGUGCCCUCAUGUGAUGUUCUAAGACUAACUGCACGCUGUGUUUGCACGCUUCCUCUCGUGGCUGUUGAAACAGGCAAUGUAUCAGGAACACAGAGGUUGGAUUCUGCUACAGUCAGGACUUACUCCUGCUAAAGUCUCCUGUUGGUGAGUAGAGAGCACCACAACCCCUGGAGGUGGCUCAGAGGCACAGCAGGAGUCAUCGGAGCUGCAGUGCCAGACUAGGGGUGUGGACCAUGAAAGCCAAUGCAGUUUUUGGGGAAUUUAAAAUAUAUAGAGACACAAGCUCUCCGUACCCAUUAAGAUAAUGAUGUUGUUACAAUUGAUCAUAAAGAGGUUAGUGUGUCCUCUUUUUUUUAAGGGAAAAAAAACCGUAUUUUCACCGUUUCCUUAAACCUGAAAAUGCUGACUCAUUUUAAUUGUCUGUGGAUGUCAUGCGGGUGCAGUGGGGAGGAGAGCAGAGCAUGGCAGAGAGCGUCGGGGGAGUCUCUCACCCUGACGUCGUUAUGCACAUGGCCUUGAUUCCUAAGCUUGCUUCGUUUUAAAUACACAUUCUUGAAUGAAACAAGCCCAAAGUUUUGUGGUUAAUGACAUACUGUAUUAAGUGUGACACUAAUAGCCUGUCAGUUUGGAGAGACUGGUUCCUAAAACUACGGACUCUGGCUGGUGAGUGGCCCGCCCUCUCCUUGCUGUUCUAAGCAAUUUUAAGGUCUCCGUUGGCAUAUUUGACUGGUUUGUUCAUCUUUUAUUUGUAAUUGGUAACUUGUAGACGUAAGCCAAAAUGAAGUCAGCCAAGGAACUGUCUCAUUGAUGUGCAUAGCCCUUGAUGUUCUAGCCAGUGAUUCUCAGAGCAGCUACGGCACAGAAAAGUGACGGUCCUGGAGGGGAGGGGCCAGGGUUGGGACGUUUGGGCUCCAGCGUCAGAAGCUCCCUUUCGUCAGCACGGCCCAGCCUGCACUGAGUGGCUUUUUGUUUGUGUUUAUUUUCCAGUUUACCCACACUACUUCUACCGAUGAUUACGCAGCAUUUGAAUCCAACAAAGACUACAUUUUAGAAUCCAAUGGAAUCUUUAAUCUGUUAAUACUUGUUAUAUGGACCCUAAGAUAUUUUAUUACAGAGUUUUUAAUUAGUGAAAAAUUCAUGAAUACCAUAGAGAAAAUAUUUUAGAAUUUAAUGUUUCUUAUAUUUAUGUAAACUUAUGACUCUUCAUUUAUAUAGUUACUUACUUUUUCAUGUAUAUCCAGGCUAUAAAUAUCCUUUCAAAUCAUGUUCUUAUACCUAAUUUUAGUCUUUCAAAUGAAUGUACUGUAAUGCUUGUAUGUAUAAAUCCUAUGAACAAAUAGAGGGCUUUUGUAAAUUAUGCAUUUAUUGUAAUUAUCAUUAAUUUUUUAAUGAUAAACCAUGAAAAGGAUUUUACUACAUUUAUAAAAUUAUGACAGAAGCAAUGUGCAUUAUCCUUUACAGAUGCAGCCUAGCUCUACAGCAAUCAUUCUGAAAUAAGCAUACCUAAUUUCAAGCAAUUGUAUUUUAAUGACUGACCUUAACUAUACUUUUUCUAGUAAGAAAUGCUUUAUUCUGCAGCAUGAACAGAUUUAAAAUAGCUGGUGUUAAAUAUCAGCUCCUAAUAAAAUGUGGACUGAAAAGACUAUCACAACACUCUGAGAAGCCCCUAGCACUGGUUAACGCUUUCCUAGCCUAGUCUCUGGAUUUGGGGAGCUUGUCUUCAGUGGCUGACAGAGACCGUGAGCUGGGAGCAGUUCUCUCAGCUGGAGAGACUCGGGAUGGGGUAACCUGGGGACCAGCCCAGCCCCUGCGCCCUCUUCCCUGCCUCUGCUCCUUGGGAGUGGGUGGAGAGACACCCACGUAGCUCCGCUUAGGGCCAGCCACCAAGCACCACGCGCUCAUUCUGCAAGUCGGCGCACACAGCGAAUGAAGGCAGGAGACCCGGAAAGCAGUGCAGUGCAGCUCUAAUAAAGGCCUUAUUUUUCUUAUGUAAAUUAUCUUUUUACAUUUGUUUGUAAACAUGUUUAAAGAAUGAACCUAGUGGGACAUUUUUAGACCUCGAUGUUAUAGCCAUUUUGGAUUGUGUAAGUUGCAGAUGUGGCUUUUACUUUUUCAAUGGCAUAUUAAAAAGCCAGCAAAGCGUGUCAGACCAUGGCGUGGUAUUUCCUGUGCAGCAGAUACAGAGGUGGAGGCAGCCUGUCUUUUCACAGUUGGUUUCUGCUUUUAAUUUACUUGUACAAUUCAUUGUUACUGUUCUGUUUUUCUAUUAAUCUUUUGUGAACUUCCUGAUUAUGUAACAAAGUAUGUACAGUCUACUUUUGAACUAUUUUUAUCACAGUAUUAUUUAUUGCUUUCUUUCAAUAAAGUACUGAAGCAUUUUCCACUGCCAAUGAA
This is a messenger RNA of Cercocebus atys (sooty mangabey), 6474 nucleotides long. It is a transcript of the gene PPFIA1, whose product is annotated as protein tyrosine phosphatase, receptor type, f polypeptide (PTPRF), interacting protein (liprin), alpha 1. Lineage: Eukaryota; Metazoa; Chordata; Mammalia; Primates; Cercopithecidae. The record is from RefSeq and is a predicted model, not a curated record. The coding region runs from base 234 to 4046 and encodes 1270 amino acids. Gene Ontology annotation, cellular component: presynaptic active zone. The transcript is spliced from 31 exons. Gene Ontology annotation, biological process: synapse organization. Gene Ontology annotation, molecular function: protein binding.